UGUAACGGCAGCUCCUUGAAUGAACCAAUCGCAGGAGUUCUCUCUGGCAUUUAAACCGUGUGGCGUCAUCGUCACGAAAUUCAAAAUUAGGAAAACGACGACAGGAAAGCCAGUGGUGCUACAGCGUAUGCCACGUUUUCUGGCAGAGGUCGUGUAAAAACUUGGAUAAAAUGGCUCAGUUCGGGUUUGAAAACGAUAUCCACAGUGUCUUGAAGCUGGACAUGCCCAUCACAAACGCUCCCAUGGCGAGGUGGCAAAGAAAGGCCAGCUCCUCAAACACGUCCGCCUUGAGCGGUUUGUCGCCCGGCAAAUCUACCAAUGUGUCGCUGAGUUCCUCAAAAACACCGAGCAAAACGCCAGGCAAAAAUAAAAAACAAACUCCCUCUAAGAUGGGUGGCGACCGCUUUAUUCCCAUCAGAAACAGCAAACAAAUGGAUGUGGCAAGUUUCCUGCUCACAAAGGAGAAUGAGCCUGUAGACACAAACAAUACAGCAGGACCAUCGGAAUAUCAGAAAGCCUGGUCUGUAUCACUAAAUGGAUACAACAUUGAAGAUGCAAAGAUCCUGCACCUUGGAGGGAAGCCACUAAAUGCUCCAGAAGGCUAUCAAAACAACUUGAAAGUCCUCUACAGUCAGGUUACAACUCCCGCCUCUGUCAAAAAGGCCAGAUACAUAUCUUCAACUCCUGACAGAAUCUUGGAUGCUCCUGAGCUCCGAAAUGAUUUCUAUUUGAACCUGCUUGACUGGAGCAGUCGAAAUGUUCUUGCUGUGGCACUUCAUAACAGUGUUUACCUGUGGGAUGCCAGUCAAGGAGACAUCAUUCUUCUCAUGAAGUUGGAGCGCGAGGAGGACUACAUCUGCUCACUGUCCUGGACCAAAGAGGGAAGCUACCUAGCUAUCGGCACCAGUGACUGCAAAGUUCAGUUGUGGGAUGUUGAAAACCAGAAGCGUUUACGCAGCAUGGCCAGCCAUACAGCUAGGGUUGGUAGCCUGAGCUGGAAUGACCACGUUCUUUCAAGUGGCUCAAGAUCAGGACACAUCCACCAUCAUGAUGUGAGGGUGGCAGACCAUCACAUCUUCACGCUCACUGGUCACUCACAGGAGGUGUGUGGGCUCCAGUGGUCUCCUGAUGGGCGGUACCUGGCCAGUGGCGGCAAUGACAACUUGGUGUGUGUAUGGCCCCGUGUGCAAGAAGGCAGCCCCAGCCAGUCGGUCCGUUGCUGGAGUGAACAUCAAGGAGCUGUCAAGGCUUUAGCUUGGUGUCCAUGGCAGCCAAAUAUCCUCGCAUCUGGAGGUGGUACAAGUGACCGUCACAUCCGCAUCUGGAAUGUAAAUAGCGGCUCCUGCAUCAGUUCACUUGACACUCAGUCCCAGAUCUCGUCACUGGUGUUUGCACCUAAUUACAAGGAGCUGGUCUCUGCCCAUGGCUAUGCACACAACAAUGUUACUAUCUGGAAGUACCCCUCUCUCACCAGGGUUGCAGAGCUCACUGGCCACGAGGACAGAGUUCUCAGUUUGACUCUCAGCCCAGACUGCUCUACAGUUGCAACUGUUGCUGCAGAUGAAACUAUUCGUCUGUGGAAAAGCUUCGAAGUGGAUCCUGUUAAGAAGAAGGCCAAAGAGAGGCUGGGCAAAUCAACUAGCGGUGUCAUUCAUCAGUCAAUCAGAUGAUUUGCUUUUGAAGUAGUUUGUGUGUUUUUUUUUUUUUUUUUUUUUUUCUCUGAAUAAUGUGCUGUUUUAUUUAAUCCCCCAAUAAAGAUUUCUACCCAAUGUUUGCCAUAAUUGGCGACUUACUACUUAUCAAUUGUUUAUACAGGCCUGUUUUUAAUGUGGGGAAGUGGGUUUUUGCCUUAAGCAGUAAUGUAUUUGACCUUCACUUGGCUUUUAUUGUAUACCAUAGACUGGCUUCUCUCACUUGGCUUGUAUUACUCCUAUCAUGUUUAACUCUACCAGUGACGUACAGUAUCCUGACACCUGUAGUAAUUAUCCUGCAAAUGUGUUCUUUCCCAAAGAAAUUGAUGUUAGCUCUGUCAUUAAGCUACCAGUGUGGGUUCUUUUAUUUUUUCUUUUUUUUUUUUUUUAAGGCUUAAACUGCUGCUAUGUAGGUCAAUGUCACAUGAAAACUUAAACCCCUGUUGCAAUGUCUUCAGACUGCAGGAACCUAUACUGCCAUUGUCACUAUUUACCUGCUGCAGGUGUAGUUUAACUGAAUUUUGAAGUCCAUUAGGUUCAUGAUUUUUAAAUUGCUUCAAAUAUUUUA
Molecule: messenger RNA, 2259 nt
Organism: Micropterus dolomieu (smallmouth bass)
Lineage: Eukaryota; Metazoa; Chordata; Actinopteri; Centrarchiformes; Centrarchidae
Gene: cdc20
Product: cell division cycle 20 homolog
Exons: 11
Coding region: 171-1670 (499 amino acids)
Biological process (GO): positive regulation of ubiquitin protein ligase activity; anaphase-promoting complex-dependent catabolic process; positive regulation of anaphase-promoting complex-dependent catabolic process
Cellular component (GO): anaphase-promoting complex
Molecular function (GO): anaphase-promoting complex binding; protein binding; ubiquitin ligase activator activity
Source: RefSeq, a predicted model, not a curated record